Bactrocera tryoni is the source of this 1412-nucleotide messenger RNA. Its product is annotated as tenascin. Lineage: Eukaryota; Metazoa; Arthropoda; Insecta; Diptera; Tephritidae. The record is from RefSeq and is a predicted model, not a curated record. Bases 98 to 1342 code for a protein of 414 amino acids. The transcript has 4 exons.
CAAUCGUCUCAGACAUUCCCAAUAGCCGCGGUCAAUAGGCGGUUUUUAAUAUUGAUUCUUCAUUUGUUUUUCGUUUCUACUUUGCUUUGUGGAAAUUAUGUCAUUGUUGCGCGCUUUAGCUGUCAACUCGCUCUUAUCAUUUGCGUUUCUGUUUUGCUUCGUGUACUGUGUACAUUUCGAAAAAUAUUGGACAACAACAACCACCACCGUCAAGCCGUGGCACAUACGCCAGCCGGGCCUAUCACUGCCGCUGCCCAAUAGUCACCCGUCCAAGUGUUCGCGUGAAGUGCCCGCGGUAUUCUUCCAGUUCGAGAAGGACGUGCAAGUGGUGGGCAACAGUACAAACAGUAUUUAUUUCAAUGUCAUAGAGGAGUGCUGCAAGGGUUAUAAGCGCUAUGACUUCGACUGGAAUCGGUGCGUGCCGGAUUGCGGCAACAAAUGUCUGGCCAAUGGUUUUUGCUUGGAUGGCGGCAUUUGCAAAUGUUUUGACGAAUUCGUGCAGAAUCAUCGCAAUGUCUGCAUACCGACUUGUCCGCUUGGCUGUCCGCAUGGUCAGUGUUACCUGAAUGGCACGUGUAUUUGCGAGGCAGGCUACGAGUUGGAUCCGACACGAAAGUAUUGCAUGCCGCGCUGUGAAGCCAGUUGUGCGCGCAAUGAGAUCUGCGUCGAGCCGAAUAAGUGCGAUUGUGCCGAGGGAUAUACGCGAGCGCUGCCACCCAGCACUAUGGGCUGUCAACCCAUUUGCAUACCAGAUUGUGGUUUUGGGCACUGCGUGGCGCCAAAUGAGUGCGAGUGCUUCCGUGGCUAUCAAAAGCGUGAGAACCGCACCUCUUGUGAGAGUAACUGUUAUAUGCGCUGCGAGAAUGGCUUCUGUGUGAAUCACACCACCUGUAUUUGCCAGAACGGUUACCGCUACGAUCAAAAUACGAGCUCUUGCCUGCCCAUUUGUAGCGAAGACUGCGAAAACGGCAUCUGCAUCUCGCCUGGCGUAUGCCGUUGCUUCAAUGGUUAUGUGCGUCGCGGUCCAAAGUGCGAUGGUGUGUGCGAGGAAGGCUGCGGCUUUUAUGGCAAAUGCAUAGCACCGAACGUUUGCGGUUGUUCUCUUGUUGAGGGUCCCGUACGCAACUUUCAACGCUGUGCGCAUGGAAACUGCAAUUCCAAAGGUCGCUGUCGCUGCAAGGAGGGCUUCGUACGUUUCAUCGAUCAGUGCAUGGAGCCGGAUAAGGUGACCACUUAUGCAUCUAUGCGGCCCAGCCGACUGAAUCAGACACUGCUGCUGGAGUUCAAUAUGCUGAUCGGCAGGCAUUUCAUGUUUCCUUUUCAAAUUCCGCCCGUCUAUUGAGAGAUAUACUUUGUAAAGGGUUUAUGUAAAAUAUAAAAUGUAUAGCUAUUUUCUUAUUCCAAAUUCAAAA